UUGGCGCGAAGCCUUGCGCGGGACUUCUGGGAAGGGAAAAUGACAGCCCCAGGCUUGCGGCCGAUCACCCCCAAGCUACUGGAGCUUACCGGGGCGUUGCGGCUCGUGAACCGAGCUUGCAGCACGUUCCAAACCUUCGCGGAAGUUCUCAGGCUGCCCAAGAGACAAAUGACGAAGCUCGCGUUUCCACUACAGGAACUCCAGCGGCAGCUCACUCCAGACGCCAGGUUGGACCUUCACGUGAAGAUCUUCGACCCGAGCUUGGAGGACAUCUCCAAGGCGGAGAGCGUCUUCACGGCCACCGGCCGCAACCGCAUCGAGUACCUCAGCUCCGCGGUGCGUCUCGACCACGCCCCGGACCUCACCCAACCUGAGGUGUGUUUUAUAGGCAGAAGCAAUGUUGGAAAAUCCUCUCUAAUAAAAGCCUUAUUUUCCCUGGCCCCAGAGGUUGAAGUCAGAGUCUCCAAGAAACCGGGGCACACAAAGAAAAUGAAUUUUUUCAAAGUUGGAAAAUAUUUUACAUUGGUGGACAUGCCAGGUUAUGGCUAUAGAGCUCCCGAAGAUUUUGUUGACAUGGUAGAGACCUAUCUAAAAGAACGAAGGAAUUUGAUGAGAACAUUUCUGUUAGUGGAUAGUGUUGUCGGAAUCCAAAAAACCGACAGUAUUGCCAUAGGAAUGUGUGAAGAAUUUUCAUUACCUUAUGUGAUGGUAUUAACAAAAAUUGACAAAUCUUCCAAGGGACAUCUUUUAAAACAAAUGCUUCAGAUCCAGAAAUUUGUUGACAGUGAAACACAAGGAUGUUUUCCUCAGUUGUUUCCUGUAAGGCUGAGUUCCACCCUAGAAUGGAUCAUUUUUAGAUGGCUACAGGUCUUUAAAGGACCUUAAUGUAGAAACCCUUCCAACCAUUCUUUCCUUAGGAAUACUUAACUUCUCCCACAGCUCUCAAUCAAAACUUGUUCUUGUUGAUCUUUACAGCCUUUUUUGUCUAAAAUUGUUAUGAUGGGCAUCUAUUAUUUUUUCAAUAAAAAUAUAAAACCCUAAGGCAUCUGACUUCAUUAUAAUGCUUCAAGUAAUACUGACUCACAGUCAAAGAUAACCACCCUUAAGCAGUUCUGUGAACCUAAGAAUCAGAGGGAAAGGAAGAAAUCAAUACAUGGAAAGUCUGGCAUUCACGAACGAACAUUACCUAACCCUAAGCCCAGAGCCUGGUGUGUGUACUUCUGCUCUCACACCCUCAUCCUGCUGCCCUGAAGCUGUGGGGAGACUGGCUGUCUCUCCUACCAGAGCAGGAGUGAGAGCUAGUGCUCCAUGAGGAUUAAGUCUAUCUUACACAAUGCAUCCCCUGGCUUAGCAUACCACAAACACUCCUAAGGCUUUCUGAAUGAACAAAUGGAAUGGUGAAGAAUAUAAAUGAAUAAAUCCAAUUAACCAAGUUAACUUUCUUCUUCCCAGUGAUACAGCUGUGACCAACAAAAGCAACAAAACUGCAGUUUGAACAGAUCCUUCUUUUAGCCUCCCUAGGGGGGGCUAUCCCAUUUUUCAAAAAGCUAACUUGAAUAUAUAUAUACUUUUGCCCUAAA
Molecule: messenger RNA, 1580 nt
Organism: Lutra lutra (Eurasian river otter)
Lineage: Eukaryota; Metazoa; Chordata; Mammalia; Carnivora; Mustelidae
Gene: GTPBP8
Product: GTP binding protein 8 (putative)
Exons: 6
Coding region: 40-885 (281 amino acids)
Cellular component (GO): mitochondrion
Molecular function (GO): GTP binding
Source: RefSeq, a predicted model, not a curated record